AAGAAUUCUAUGUUUAAAUUCUCAUGGUAGAGACUGUAAAUAGAAAAAAAGAAAUACAACUUCUUCAGACAAUAUGUAAGCAUAUAAUUUAUUGAUCACUGCUUGAAGUUAAGCAAAUCAUUUAUUGGUCACUGCUUAAAGAUUAACUCCCAAAUUAGUAUGAAGCCAGUGAUGAUAGUGCAUGGUGGAGCAUGGGCAAUCCCUGAUGCCUUUGCAGAAAGAAGUAAAUCCGGUGUAAAAGAUGCAGCUAAAUGUGGAUUUGCUAUUCUUGCAAAUGGUGGGAGUUCUAUGCAAGCAGUUGAAGCUGCUGUUCGAAUGAUGGAGGACAAUAAUGUAUUUGAUGCAGGUCACGGUGCUGUACUGAAUGCUGAUGGUGAUGUGGAACUUGAUGCAAUCAUAAUGGAUGGAAAAAAUCUUUCUGCAGGUGCUGUUUCUUGUAUCAAGAAUAUUUCAAAUCCAAUCACAUUUGCUCGUGCAGUCUUGGAAAAGACCCCACACUGUAUGCUGACAGGUGCCGGUGCCAAUGCCUUUGCUGAAAAACUGGGUAUUAACAGAGUCCCCACAAAUGAACUUGUGACAGAGCAUGCUUUACGAGAGUGGGAACAAUAUCAAAAAUAUAAGCAGAGUGUCACAUGUCUCUUCAACACAGAAAAAGUACAUGAUACAGUUGGCGCUGUAGCAAUAGAUUCUGAGGGUAAUGUAUCCUGUGCCACAUCAACUGGUGGAAUAACCAACAAAAUGGUUGGACGUGUUGGAGAUAGCCCAAUAAUAGGAUCUGGUGCGUAUGCUGAUAACUUAAUCGGUGCAGUAUCCACAACUGGGCAUGGAGAGUCCAUUAUGAAAGUUACUCUUGCAAGACUUGUACUUUUUUACAUGGAACAGGGUAAGACUCCAAAAGAUGCUGCAGAUCAUGCUCUCGACUACAUGAAUACCAGAGUUCAUGGAAGAGGGGGCUUGAUAGUUGUCAGUAAAACAGGAGAAUGGGCAGCAAGAUUUACUACUCAGAGAAUGGCAUGGGCAAGCAUCGAUGAAGGCGUUUUAUUCUAUGGACUGAACCCAGGGGAGAUAUUUCAAGAAAACAUAGAAAAUGUGGUAUAGUUAGGAGUAAGCCAGUUGUAUCCAUUGCUUAAAUACAUGAAGGUAUAUUACAUAAGCAUAAUAUAUAGUUUUAAAGAAUUGUUGAUUGUUCUGGACAUAUGCGUAUCAAAAUGGGUAUACCCAUAUUCAGUCAUCAAGGGUGCCAUAGAGCCCAGAAUUUCAGAACCCCUUGUGAACACAAGUUUUAUUUUUUAAAGACACAAAAAAGUAGUCAGCUGCAAUAUCCUCACUUCAAGGCAAAAAUUCAUUCAUGUAAUAAACUCUAGUAUCAGCAUUGUGGCUAUAACCUUACCAUACUCAUUCCAACAGGUCGAGUGCACCCUUUAUUAAACAAUAAAAGCUUUUUAAGGUCUGCUAGAUCUGACCAAUCACCAGCUUUAUAAUACAGGUACGUGUAUUAAAUAGGUAUUAGUGUGUUAUAGAAUAUUAAUUCUAACCACCUCCUGAUUUUCCUACUGUAAAUAGUUCUCACUGUAGUUAACCUAACUGUGAUCUCUCACAUUUCAAAUAAACAUAUCAGUGCUGUCUUGAUCCCCCUACUGAUGCUACCUCAACCAAAAAAAACAUAAACUGCCUUGUAUCAAUGCUUCCACAAUAUGGUAAGGGUUAAUUUUGGUGUCGGGUUAGAGUAAUUUGCUGUAGACAUCAUCAUGUUAGGGAUAUUUGCAUCAUCAAAGUUAGGGAUAUUUGCCAUAGUACCAUCAGAACAGUGUGGUUAGGGUUAUUUAAAGUGGGGUCAUUACAGUUAUGGUUAACAUUGGUGGGAGAUUGGGACAAGAGGUUUAGGUUUAUUUCGUCAAGUUAUUUUGCAGUUAGGGUUAUGUAUAGUCGUAAAAAUGAGGAAAGCAGCAGAUUAACUUGCAGCAACUUAUUUAUUAUUCGUCCUCCAUAUUGAGUUUUACCUUUAGGAAUCAAUAUAAGAAAUCGUUCAGUCUACAAGUUACUUUCUUUUUCAAGCCUGCACUGGGGAUGUAUUCAAUAAAAAUUUGAAAAUACAA
Molecule: messenger RNA, 2096 nt
Organism: Bombina bombina (fire-bellied toad)
Lineage: Eukaryota; Metazoa; Chordata; Amphibia; Anura; Bombinatoridae
Product: isoaspartyl peptidase/L-asparaginase
Exons: 8
Coding region: 160-1098 (312 amino acids)
Molecular function (GO): asparaginase activity
Source: RefSeq, a predicted model, not a curated record